GGAGAAGUAAAAAAUCUCAGAGGCCGCUCACGUGUUCGCAAGCCUGGAUUGUCUCGUUCUCUCUCUUCUCUCAAAACAGCCUUAAAAACCCCCCAAACUCGCACUGUCAGAGAACCAAAAGACCCACACAUUUUCACCGGAAUUAUGAAAAUGGCGCCUAGGGUUUCGAUUUGCUUCGCGGUGUUCGCUGUGUGUCUCUUCGCCUCGUCUCUGACAAGGAUCGGUGCCGAGGAAUCGGAAGCGGAAUCAAAGGAGUUCGUGCUCACCUUGGACCACUCGAACUUCUCCGAAACGGUCAGCAAGCACGACUUCAUCGUCGUCGAGUUCUACGCCCCAUGGUGUGGCCACUGUAAGAAGCUUGCUCCAGAGUACGAGAAAGCUGCAUCCAUAUUGAGCCAGAAUGACCCUCCAAUUUUUCUAGCAAAAGUUGAUGCUAAUGAAGAGGCAAAUAAAGAAAUUGCUACCGAAUUUGAGGUUAGGGGUUUCCCCACCAUUAAGAUUUUUAGAAAUGGAGGAAAGAUUUCUUCAGAGUACAAAGGUCCACGUGAGGCAGAUGGUAUUGUUGAUUAUCUGAAGAAACAAAGUGGUCCUGCAUCUGCUGAAAUAAAAUCCGUGGAAGAUGCUAAUAGUCUUAUUGAUGCCAAGAAGAUAGUCAUUGUUGGGGUAUUUCCAAAAUUCUCUGGUGAGGAGUUUGUGAACUUCACAUCUGUUGCAGAGACAUUGCGUUCGGACUACGAAUUUGGUCACACUUUGGAUGCCAAACACAUUCCACGCGGGGAAUCAUCAGUGACUGGUCCCAUAGUUAGGCUGCUCAAGCCAUUUGACGAACUUUUUGUUGAUUUCCAGGAUUUCCAUGUGGAUGCUUUAGAGAAAUUUGUUGAAGAAUCUAGUGUUCCUACUUUGACUUUCUUUAAUAGUGAUCCGAACAAUCAUCCUUAUGUUAUUAAAUUCUUUAACAAUAAGAAUGCGAAGGCUAUGUUGUUCCUGAACUUGAGCAGUGAAGUUGCUGAUUCUUUUACUUCAAAAUAUCGUGAAGUUGCUGAGCAAUAUAAAAGAGAGGGGAUAAGUUUUCUGAUUGGAGAUCUGGAAGCUAGUCAAGGUGCCUUCCAGUAUUUUGGUCUAAAAGAAGAUCAAGUGCCUGUAAUCGUCAUCCAGAAGACCGAUGGGCAAAAAUAUUUGAAAGCAAACUUGGAGGCUGAUCAGAUUUCACCUUGGAUCAAGGAAUACAAGGAUGGCAAAGUCCCACCACAUAAGAAGUCGGAACCUAUUCCUGAAGCUAACAACGAGCCUGUGAAAGUUGUUGUUGCUGACAGCCUCCAGGAUAUAGUUUUCAACUCUGGAAAGAAUGUUCUGAUAGAGUUUUACGCACCUUGGUGUGGACACUGCAAAAAGUUGGCUCCAAUCCUUGAUGAAGUGGCUGUCUCAUAUGAAAGUGACGCUGAUGUUAUAAUUGCAAAGCUUGAUGCAACUGCAAAUGAUAUCCCGAGUGAUGCAUUCGAUGUCAAAGGUUACCCAACCUUGUACUUCAAUUCAGCAAGUGGAAAGCUGUUGGAAUUUGAUGGUGGCAGGUCCAAGGAAGACAUCAUAAAUUAUAUUGAAAAGAAUCGGGAUAAGCCUACCCCACAAGAGGCAUCAAAAGAUGAACUCUAAAGGAGGAAGGACCCUUUUCACUCAAGAGGAUACAGACAUACACAGUUUCAAUGGCUCUUAUACUUGGAACAGUAGCCUGAUCUCCCUCCCUUGCUAGUCUCCUGCUUUUUCUCCAAAAUUCUGUUUCGUUGAAUAAAAUGUGAGGAACCUUUUGGUGUUUGUAGCUGUGGAGUAGUUUUUUGGAGUAGCCUAGUUUAUAUUGUAACAGUUUUGUGGUUUUAGAAUAACCUUUCAGUAAGUUCAAUUAGAAAGGAUAAUUUUAAGUUCA
Corylus avellana is the source of this 1918-nucleotide messenger RNA. Its product is annotated as protein disulfide-isomerase. Gene Ontology annotation, molecular function: protein disulfide isomerase activity. Gene Ontology annotation, biological process: response to endoplasmic reticulum stress; protein folding. The record is from RefSeq and is a predicted model, not a curated record. Gene Ontology annotation, cellular component: endoplasmic reticulum. NCBI's taxonomy places the organism in Eukaryota, Viridiplantae, Streptophyta, Magnoliopsida, Fagales, Betulaceae.